Entamoeba invadens IP1 is the source of this 957-nucleotide messenger RNA. RefSeq names its product zinc finger protein DHHC domain containing protein, putative. The record is from RefSeq and is a predicted model, not a curated record. Gene Ontology annotation, cellular component: Golgi apparatus; endoplasmic reticulum. The coding region runs from base 1 to 957 and encodes 318 amino acids. Lineage: Eukaryota; Evosea; Mastigamoebida; Endamoebidae. Gene Ontology annotation, biological process: peptidyl-L-cysteine S-palmitoylation; protein targeting to membrane. The transcript has 3 exons. Gene Ontology annotation, molecular function: protein-cysteine S-palmitoyltransferase activity.
AUGCCCAAGAAAGAGUCGCUUGAGAAUUUCACACAAAUCCGAGAGGACUUAUUGAAAGGGCCUUACCUCUACAGACGCAAAAAUUCGCGAGAGGAUUUAAGCAUCAAAGGAACUGUCAUGGUGAAAAUAGCGACAGUACUCAUCCUCUUCUUUUUCUUUCACACACUAAUCGCAAUAUGUUUCACACCACUUGUGUACGUAAUGGUAUUCCCACUCACAACUUUUGUCUUCAUGAUGACUGCGUAUUACAAAGUCGUUAACACACACCCGGGGAAGUGUGUCGGGUAUGAGCCGAACUGCUCAGAAGAAGAAAAAAAGAAGGCUAUAGAGCGCGCCAAUUUUUGCAAGGAAAGGGGGUUUAAAUUGGUUGACAUUGGAUAUCCAGCGCGUUAUUGUGUGUAUUGCCAAGCGUUUCGAUGUGAGAGGUCGUAUCACUGCAAGAAGUGUGACUGCUGUAUAAUGAAGCGGGAUCACCACUGUCCUUGGACGGGACAAUGCAUUGGGACUUACAACUUGAGGUACUUCAUUCAAUUUUUGAUGUUACUUCCGUCGAAUGCGUUAUUUGGGGCAAUAAUUAACAUUACCUACAUGAGCAAAGUCUUUACCUCUGUGAUGGAACAGCCGACUCUCUUUUUUGGGAUAUCCGUCGUUGUCUCUCUCUUUGCUGUUGUAAUGAUGAUAGCGAUGGGAAUAGCAGUAUUUUCAUUAGGAGUGCAUCACAUUCUUUUAGUGCUCAGUAACACAACAUCAAUGGAAGAGAUAGAAAAGGAUCGGUAUGACUGUUUGUCCCAUGACAAAGCCCCUGUCUUCCCCUCCUAUUCCCUCUCAAAGUCAAGCAAUUGGAAAGAAGUGAUGGGUUCCACCGUCUUCGAGUGGUUUUGUCCAUUAUUCCCUUCCCGCUUCAACCCUGAAAAUAUCGACCACUUUACUUCUCUCUCGACUGUUGAAAUAAAUUAG